Molecule: messenger RNA, 2190 nt
Organism: Orbicella faveolata
Lineage: Eukaryota; Metazoa; Cnidaria; Anthozoa; Scleractinia; Merulinidae
Source: RefSeq, a predicted model, not a curated record
AUGGCCGAAGUGAUCGCUAGUGUGUUAAAAGGUCCCGCUAAAUUUUUGGCAAACAAAGUCCGAAAAGGUGCAGCGAAACGUCUGUUUGAUGGCGAUGAGGUUGAUCGAGGCCUUGCAGAGACUAUCAUUCCUGAUGCCGACCAUACCAAAAGGAACUUUAAAGCAAUAAACCGAACACAUCUUCAGGCGAGUAUCAAUUUCUACUAUGAAGGAGUUGAAUCUAUUGCUUUUGAUGCAGUGGACAGUCCACCACCGAUCAAAAGAAGGAAAAUAGCUAUAGACCACAGCCCUCCAGCAAGGGAAGUAGAUAUUGCAAAUUUCUGUCAAGCUAAUGUAAAGCUUAGCCCUGAUUCAAAGAAAAGGUUUAAGGAUGCCCGUAAACAAGCAGUGUUAGCCCUAAGCAAUACAGCUCUGGAAACGAAGGAUAGCGUUUUAGCUAUGUACAUCAAGGUUAUGGCGCAGCUGCUUGAAGAAGCCGAUGAUCCAACGAGAGCAUUACUAUUUUGUAAAGGAUAUCUUGAAGACAUGCAUGGUAUGAAAACGAUUAUAGCCAACAUUGCCACUGAAUUUCGUAAAACUCCUAAAAAACAACUGAAAAAGGUUGACCGAAGACGUAUUAUCUCGUAUGUUUCUCAUGUGAAUCGCGUGAUUUUCGAUAUCGCACAGUCGUUCGGAGGAGACAGAGUGUUUCGAGAUCUCUUUAUCUGGCCCACAAUUGAAAUUCAAAGUAAAGGAAACGGAAAGGAGGAAAUUGAUGUUUUGCGAGAUCCCAGAAUAGACGAGGUGCUGCAUAAGGAAGGUAUGAAACCUAUUUCUGUGGUAUGGUCGUUUGGCGAUCAAAGUGAAGAAGAAGAGCACAAACUGAAGCGUCCUCAAUCCAUCGCUACGAACACAAAAGGAGAAUUUGUUGUGCUAGACGACAUGGCCAUCAAAAUCUACGACAGCAGCGGCGGAUUCCUCCGCUGUCUUCUGAAAGAUUGCAAAUUUGAAUUUCAUACUGUUGACGUUGACACUGACAAUGAAGGCAACUUGUAUUUGCUCGCUUGGGAAACCAGUAAAGAGCAUGGAAAAAACAUGGAAGAAUUGUUUGAAGUGUUUGUCUUCGACACGAACGGUGAGUUCAAAAACAAAUUUUCUCUGAGAAAUAAGUCCAAAGGACACAAACUAGCUUUGAACUCACAUGGCAACCAUACUGAAGUGCUUGUUCUGGAGAGCGGUGAAACAGGGUUUCAUGACAAGUCUGACAAGGUUGGAGUGUACCGCUACAAGACUGAGGGUGCGUUUGAUCGCCAAUUCGGGAAUGGAAUUUUGCGGGAUGCGAAGGAUAUUGUCAGCGCUACUGAUGGUCGUAUUUUGGUGUUGGAUGAAAGUCGUGGACCUAAAGAGAAGAGCUGUGUUCUCGUAUUCGACGCAGGGAAACAGCACCUUUCCAGUAUUGACGUAUUUCCCGGUUCUGUUGCCAUAGGGUUUCAUCGUGUAAGCGAACACGUUGUCAUCAUCUCUGUUUCCGAGGACCGAGAAGAACUGCUUUGGUCAAUAAACAACGUCAACGGUGGUUGUGUGGAGCGCACCGACAGGCGUCCUGAAGCUGGAAUUCAGUCAGCAGACAUUACAGUGACUCCAAAAGGUCGUAUCGCAAUUGCUGUAACACAGCUCUAUGGCGGUCAACCUAAAGGAAAGGUAAUCGUGUUGUAAAAGAAGUCGGGCUUUAAAUACUGUUCUUGCUGAUGUCAUUAAGUGACAAUCACGUAACAUUUCCUUUAUUUAGGGCGAGAUUGCAAACUGAGUAAAUUGCUAUGUCUCUCGAUAAAUUUCAGCUGAACUAGGCUCCUUUUUUAAACUGCCCCUAAAUAAUUCAUACGUAUAUUACUGAAGACGUAUGCUUUGUUUAAAUGUUGAGCGUGUGUUCAAUUUUCACGAACUGGGGACAAGGGUAAUUAAACCAAAAUCUCUUCCGCAGCUUGACUACACUCGAAACGAUGUAGACGGAAAAAAUGCCCAGGAUUGCGUAGUCUACAUACGUGGCCCACAUGACAGCAAACAAAUUCUCUUUACUAAUCUAGACGCAUUUCUAAGGAUAAUCUUUCAGGGAGAAUCAUCAACAGUUACUAAAUUAUAUUAGCAUUCUGACCCCCUUUCAAGCUGGAAUUUGUGUUUUGAAAGUAUAAACGUGUGAUUAUAAAGUGGUAU